GCUCCCACCAAAACCAGGUUCUUGCUCCUCCAAUGGCUGUGCUAACAAAGCAAGACCCUCCUCCACCACCUCCUGCUCUCGCGGACUCCAUCGAUGAGAUCACGAGAAUCUACAGAUCGCUCCCUCCACGACCCGCCAUCGAGGAAGUCGAAGCCGCUGCGUCGGUGCUCGAGACGGUGGACUCCGAAGAGAAGGCGAGGCUGGAGGAGAUCUCGAGGCAGGAGCUUCCCAAGGACGUCCCCGCAGAGGUCUGCUCCGUCCUGAAGGAAGUGAAGAGGACCAUGGUCUUGUUCCAGAGCCACGAGCAGAAGAAGGAGGCACGGCACGUGAUCGAGGUGGACGGGAUGUUUCAGAAGUUCGCCGAGCUCAUUCAGAGAGCUUCUGAGCUGGUCUCUGGAGGAGGCGGCGGCGACGACCGUAGGGAUGUGAGAUUCGAGGACCCGGUUGAGAGAAUUGUGAGAGAGGGUGAGAUUAUGGAGCAGAAUCUUGCGUGCGGCGAGGUUGAUGAUGAAACAGAGAAAGAGAGUUUGAGAAAGUUGGUGAAGAGUGCUUCCGCAAAAGCGACGAUCUCUACAGUUAAGGUAGAUUCUGAGAAAUUGAGCCUAAUGAAGGUGGCUGCCCUCAUUGAGAACUCUGCAAAAACCGGAGCUGAAGCCCUCGAUCUCAGGGGGAAGUUGAUGGAUCAAAUCGAGUGGCUUCCCAUGUCUCUUGGGAAACUAUCUGAAGUCACUGAGUUGGACAUAUCAGAAAAUCGAAUCAUGGCUCUUCCGCCCUCCAUCGGCGACCUAAGGGCCUUGAGGAAGCUAUCCAUGAGCUCCAACCAGCUCAUCAAUCUUCCUGAAUCGUUUGGCGAGCUAAUCAAUCUCCAAGAUCUUGAUCUCCAAGCCAACAGAUUGCGAUCCUUGCCCGCUUCCUUUGGAAACUUGUCUAGUCUUGUCAAUCUCGAUCUAAGCUCGAAUGAGAUGACCCGAUUGCCCAAUUCCUUUGGGAAUCUGGAAUCUUUACAGAAACUAAAUGUGGAAACCAAUGAGCUUGAGGAGCUUCCUUACACGAUUGGCUCCUGCUCGUUGCUUGUUGAGCUAAGGCUAGAUUUCAACCAGCUCAAGGCUCUUCCAGAGGCGAUCGGGAAGAUCAAAUCCUUGGAGGUUCUCACUUUGCAUUACAAUCGAAUCAAAGGGUUGCCUACAACUAUCAGCAAUCUUUCCAACUUAAGGGAACUGGACGUCAGCUUCAACGAACUUGAGUUCGUGCCCGAUACCUUGUCCUUUGUCAUGAGCCUUGAGAAGUUAAAAGUCGGGAACAACUUUGCUGAUCUGAGAUCCCUACCGAGAUCAAUAGGAAAUCUUGAGAUGCUCGAAGAACUUGACAUAAGCAACAAUCAGAUAAGAGAACUGCCGGAUUCUUUCAGGUUCUUGUCAAGGCUGAGAGUUCUAAGAGCCGACCAGACACCCCUUGAAUUGCCUCCGAGAGAAGUAGCCAGACUUGGUGCUCAGGCGGUCGUGCAAUACAUGGCAGAUCACGUGGCUAAGAGAGAUUCCAAGUCCGAACCAAUAAAGAAGAAAAGAAGGUGGUUCUGGUUCCGGUUCUGGUUCUGCUCAAGCGCUUAGCCUAGUGUAACUUCCACAGAGAAGGACCUGGCCUGAGCCUUAACUGUUUCGCAAUCUGUCCCAUGUGUAUAUCGGAAUGCGUAUAUCAUCCUUAUUUCUAUGUCUAUUUAUUCAAGCAUUCUGUUCUGUGUAAAUCUUUGGCCGACAUCAGUGUGUGAUAUCGAAAUUCUGUACAUAUUACAGUUCAAUGCGCAACUUAUGCCCAUGAACAUAGACUAUGCUUGGUGCUGAUCUUCUCAUGCAUCUGGACUUGUGGAAAAGGAAGAAUUUUCUUCUCGAGUAAAGUCAAUCUUAACGGCUUGAUGUUGA
Molecule: messenger RNA, 1916 nt
Organism: Eucalyptus grandis
Lineage: Eukaryota; Viridiplantae; Streptophyta; Magnoliopsida; Myrtales; Myrtaceae
Product: plant intracellular Ras-group-related LRR protein 5
Exons: 3
Coding region: 33-1607 (524 amino acids)
Molecular function (GO): protein binding
Source: RefSeq, a predicted model, not a curated record